Cherax quadricarinatus is the source of this 1301-nucleotide messenger RNA. The record is from RefSeq and is a predicted model, not a curated record. Lineage: Eukaryota; Metazoa; Arthropoda; Malacostraca; Decapoda; Parastacidae.
GUAAUGAUGAAUGUUAAUAGUUUCUCUCUCCCCCAGUUGGCAGGAUGAUGUGUUGGUCAACGACGCUGUUAUUGCUGCUGCUGUGUCUGCUGCCUUCCCUCGUUCAUCACGUUCACGCCUACCACGGGCGGCACAGACGUCACCGCCACCACGACCGCCGCUUCUUUGACACCCACGAGAGCCGCAGCCACGCCUACCGAAACGCCCACCACUCCCACGCCCACAGCCUCGUCGCCCACAGCCACGUCAUCGACAACUCUCUCAAUGGGAACAGGGUGACGGAGGAGCCGCAGAAGGCAGGACACGGGUUCGGUGCCACGGGAUCACGGUGGGCACUAACGUACCAGGGAGCGGCUCACGAACCAUCUGCCAUCAACAACACGGUGUUAAACGUGACGGCGCAGCUGGGAGGAGCUGCCUUCCUGCCGUGCAGAGUGGGUCACCUGGGAGACAGACAGAUCUCUUGGAUUAGACGGCGCGACUGGCACGUUUUGACAUCCGCUGACGUGCUGUACACACACGACCGCCGCUUCUCCGUGUUGCACGUGGCUGGUACGCAAGACUGGACGCUGCACAUCAAGUACGUGGACGUCAAGGACAACGGCACGUACGAGUGCCAGGUUUCCACCGGCACUGGCAUUAUUUCUCUGUUCGUCAACCUUGAGGUGGUGACCCCGGAGGCGCACAUUGCAGGGAGGGGACAGUACCACGUCAAUCGUGGCUCACCCAUCACACUCACCUGCAUUAUUGACAAGGGACCAACGCCGCCGCAGUACGUAUUGUGGUACCACAACGACCAGCUGCUCAACUACGUGCGCGACCGACCCGAGGUGUCGAUCAGCAUGGAGAUGAGAGGCAAGGGUGUCGCUACUCCUGUCAGCCGCCUUCACGUGAACGCCGCCAGCGACCAACACUCCGGCAACUACACCUGCACUGCCCCCAAUACCCGCCCAGCCUCCACCAUGGUCUUCGUCACUGAAGGUGACAAGACAGCGGCGGUACAACGGAUAGACUCUGGCAGCGUGAGCAUCCACCAGGCCACGCUGGCGCUCUGGUCGGCAGCGCUCACCUACGUGGUCGCCGUCAGAUGAACCUCCGGGAGCCCUCACUGCUUUCCCCACCUCUUGUUAACCCACUUCUUUCUCCUCUUGCCCCUCCCCUUCCUCGUCCUCCCAUCUUCCCAAGUCCCUUUUUCGCUCUUCGGCCGCUGCAAGGACUAGAGUGGGUUAAAAGAACCACUUGUGAAUUCAGCUUCCCUUCAAACUGAACUGUUUCAGUUAGUUUUGUAUAGAUGGCCUAAU